This is a messenger RNA of Chironomus riparius, 567 nucleotides long. The record is from the annotation of a GenBank genome assembly. NCBI's taxonomy places the organism in Eukaryota, Metazoa, Arthropoda, Insecta, Diptera, Chironomidae.
AAAUUAUUAUUUUUCGAAAAUAUAGGUGUGACAGAUUAGUGCACAUAAAUUAUAUUAUCUUAAGGAACGCAACUUAUUUCAUCCGUCCGCAAUACCUUAAAGUGCCUUACAAUUAUGAAUAAGACUCACCUUUUUAUUGUUGCUGGAAUAUUUCUGGUAUUUGCAGCACAAAGAGUAUUCUCAAUAAAAUGCUGGGAAUGUCGUAGUGAUUCCGAUCCAAAAUGUGCAGAUCCCUUUGACAACAGCACACUCUCAAUCACAGAUUGUAGACAAGCCGAUCCAAAGGAACAUUUGCCAGGAGUAAGAGCAACAAUGUGUAGAAAAAUUCGUCAAAAGGUUCAUGGUGAAUGGAGAUACUUUCGUUCUUGUGCAUGGAUGGGCGAACCAGGUAUUGAAGGAGAUGAAAGAUUUUGCCUUAUGAGAACAGGAACGUACAACAUUUUCAUGGAGUACUGCACAUGCAAUAGCAAAGAUGGAUGUAAUAGUGCUGGGAUUAUCAAUGGAAAGUUUGUUUGUGUAGCAAUCAUGCUGAUAUUUGCGCUCAUAACACGUAAAGUGUUUGUUUAG